Messenger RNA from Symbiodinium sp. CCMP2456, 6036 nucleotides. NCBI's taxonomy places the organism in Eukaryota, Dinophyceae, Suessiales, Symbiodiniaceae. The record is from the annotation of a GenBank genome assembly.
AUGACCUGGGAUUCCUGUGAACCAGCAUCCUGUCUGCCGCCUGAUGCGCUCAUGCGCCCUUUCCUGCGUCCAACGAGCCAAGAUGCUGCCUGUGUUUCUCAGCUAAGGGUGUUUCGCUGGACACUCGUCUCAUACAAUGCCCUUUCCCUCCUCCCAGGCGAGAUCGCCGGGGACUCGUUGCCGGAGGGGAGAGGCCCCGGGUUGUACGGAGCGACAGGACGGGUUGCACUUCUUAGUCAGACCCUUCAAGCAAGACGGGUUUUCAUUGCCGGUAUACAAGAAGCCAGAACCCCUGCAGGCACUUGUAACGGCCCGGCCUUCACACGAUACUGCUCAGGGGCCAACACACGGAACUGCUAUGGUGUUGAACUCUGGGUCGCUAAUGGGCAGGGCUGGCCGCGGCAUCAAGUUACCGUCUUGCACUCGGAUGUUUGCCGCCUGGUUGCGCGUCUGGAGGCCGAUUCAGUUGCGCUCACUAUCCUUGUCGGGCAUGCCCCUCACAGAGCGCAACCGGAGGAUGUGCGCACGGAUUGGUGGCGCACAACGUCGCGUCUAUGUUCGCAGGUUAUUAACCCCGGUGGUUGGGUUUUUCUGCUAGAUGCCAACUGCAGGAUUGGCUCCGUCACCUCGCCCUUCGUUGACUCUCAUCAACCUGACCUGGAGGACAUAUCCGGUUCGCACUUGCACGAGCUGCUGCAUACCGUCCAUUCCUGGUUGCCUGCCACAUUUGCAUGUUGUAUGUCGGGCCCAGGGGGAACUCUGCUUCAGCGCAGCUCCGGGGGCCUGCAACGUUGUGACUUCAUUGCGGUCCCUUGGGCUUGGGCUGCCUGUGAAACGCAAGCCUGGGUCGACCCCGGCAUUACUGCCGGGCAUGCCACUGCCGAUCAUUUCGCAGCUGUAGUCUGUUGCACUUUUCGACAUGGAAAGCCCAAGCGGAACAAGCAACUCCGGAUUGACCCUGCUGCCUUGCGAAAUCCCGGCAAUGCCCGCAAGAUAGAGGCGAUCCUGGGCCGUGUCCCUGAGCUUCCUUGGUCACUCAAUGUUAAUGACCAUGCUGCCGUGCUGUCGGAUUACCUCUUUGUUGAGCUUGCAAAGGCGUUCCCUCUCUCUGCCAAACGCCUCCGCGGUUCUUUCUUCUCGGAGGAUACUGCUGCUGUUCAUGCCCAGAUUGCCAGGCUCCGGCACGCAUUGAGGGAUCGCCUUGCAGCCCAGCGGCUAUCCUAUCUGAGGUGUGCAUUUGUUUCCUGGCGCGAGCGGGAGUCCGAGUUCGGUGCUCUUCUCGCCGGAAAAUGGUCCGCGACCCUACAGACUGUGAUUGCACUCAUUGGGAGACAGAUCGGUCUCCUCGGCAGGGACUUGCGAAAGCGAUGCAGAGCCGAUAAACGUGUCUAUCUCGAGUGCCUGGCCAAGGACGUUGACCAUGCCCGGCCGGGCGAUAUGCAGAUCGCGCUUAAGCGGUUGCUCAGGCCUCGUAAAUUUCGCAGAGGCGGCCCAUUGCCACUCCCCUUUCUGAAACGGCCGGAUGGGAAUGUUUGCCAGUCCUUCGAGCAGGUACAGGAGGAGUGGCGUCGACACUUUGCCGAGCUUGAGGGCGGAGUCUGUGUCGAGGUUGCCUCGUUUGCCUCACAGUGCCUCAGCCGGCAGGCGUCGACUCCCGCACGGGAAAGCUUGUGCUGCGCUAGCAUCCCCAGUAUCGUGGCUCUGCGAGACGCCUUUCGGGAGGUCAGUGCAAUGAAGGCCACUGGCCCUGACGGGCUGCCACCUGCUUUGUGCGCGCGGUUUCCGACCCCACUGGCUACCGUUUUCUGGCCCGUGCUCUUGAAGACGCUAUGUUAUGGUUCGGAACCGGUCGGGUAUAAGGGUGGCACCUUGUUCCAUAUCCUUAAACCAGGUUCUAAAGACCGGGGGUUAUGUAGCUCUGAAAGGGGUAUCCUUGUGCAGAGUUCCCUUGAGAAAGUGCUACACAAGGUGCUUCGUCCAGUUGCUACUGCCGAGCUUGACCGAAGGGCGCUCCCCUUGCAAAUCGGUGGGCGCGCAGGGCUCAGUCACGGCAUUGGCUUUUACUGCACCCGUCUAUUCCUUGACUUCGCUCAACAGAGGAACUUGUCGGCCGGCAUUCUGUUCUGCGAUCUCGCUGCUGCCUACUAUGCCAUUGUGCGGGAGACCCUGACUGGCAUUGACGCUGACUCUUGCUCUAUUGCUGAUAUUGCCGGCUCGCUUGGCCUCACGCACGCCGAUUUGCAGGCUCUCCAGUAUCACUCCUCUUGUGAUCCCGUUCUGUCCGAUGCCAGGUGUGGGGAGCUUCUCUCCUCUCUUGCCAAAGAGUUCCAUACCGACUCCUGGUUCAUCCUUCAACAGGACCACCGCGUGGUGCACACACGGCGAGGCACCAGGCCAGGGUCCAGCUGGGCGGACGUGGUGUUCAGUCUCCUAUUUGCGAGGGUCUUGGCCAGACGCGGCGAUUUCUCUGAGCAGGGGCUUCAGCCCGUGAUCCCUUGGUCCGGCAGCCGCCGUCCUGUGGCGUACGACGCUCGCCGAGCCGGACAAGCGAUCUCAGUUGUUCAGGAUGUGAUUUAUGCUGAUGAUCUUGCUACGUGCCUUGUUGCUCCUUCUGCUCUGUCUCUUUCGCAAGCUGCCAGGCAUGUUGCCGGGGUCUCGGUCGACACGCUCUUGAGUCAUGGUCUGCGACCCAAUAUCGGGCCUAAAAAGACCUCGGUACUGCUGGCUCCUCGCGGGCCGGGUGCCAGAGAUGCCAGGGAGUCGGUCUUCGCGCGCGCCAAAGGCCGGCUGCCUGUGCUCUGUGAAAACGUUGGCACGAUCAUGUUAGACGUGGUUCCUCAGUAUCGUCAUCUUGGUUCGGUGCUGACAUUCAAUGGCUCCAUGAUCCCGGAAGCAAAGGCACGGGUGCAGCACGCCAAACAAUUGUUUAAGGAAGGGCGUGCUACCGUAUUCUGCACUCCUCAUAUUGCUCUUGACAAGCGCGUUGCUCUGUUCCGGUCACAUGUCCUUUCGGCAAUGCUAUCAGGAUGUGGUGCAUGGCCUUGCCUAUGCAGGUCCAGCUGGAAAGUUCUAGAGUCCUGUUACUUUACCAUGCUCCGGGCCAUGCUGAGGAUUCCGCUUGCCGCGGCCCAGAACUGGACUACUGAACGGGUCUUGGCGCGGGUUGGACUUCCCAAUCUCUUUGGGCUUGUCUCUGCGGAUCGUCUGCGUUUCCUGGCGCAGCUUGUUAGGAAGGGGCCUGACGCCGUGUUCGCCCUCCUUCAGCAUUCACCGAGGGCCCUGGAGGCGUUUCGUUCUGCCGCUGAGUGGUUUGUCGCAGCGUGCUCCUCCACUACGUGUCUUCGUGCACUGGCCGACACCUGGGAUGAGUGGGUUGCUGUUUUCUCCACGCCGCGGCGCUUCAAAGGGCUUCUCAAACGUGCUACUACUUGGCAUGUGGGGGCUACGGAGUCUCUGGCGACCUUUCAGUGCUUCUGCCGCCAACACUGGUCGCCUGCCCCGGUUGCUCCAUUGUCGGUUGAGGUUGCUACGCAUGCGUGCUUGCUUUGCUCAAUCGCUUUCUAUGACUUCCACUCCUGGUCUGCGCAUGCCGCACGGUCGCACGGAUACCGUUCCCGGUCGCGGCGUUUUGCCCAGGGCUUGACCUGCCGAGCGUGUGGAGUCAAAUUUGCGACUCUGCGGCGGCAUCAGCGACACCUCAUUGAUUCGGUUCGCUGCUGCCAAGCAGUUGAACGGGAUUUGCCCACUCUCUUUCCGGUUGAUCACUCGGAACCUGGGCACGUGCAGAGUGUCUCUUCUGGGGGGGGGGAUUUCACCUUCGUGCCUGUUGCAGGUCCUGAUAUCUCAGCAGCCCUCCUUAGGGCCCUCCGUGAAGGGCACUUCGAGUCCGACACGGCGAUCUUUGACUGUAUCAAGGCCGCUAUCGAGCCAUUUCACGUCCUUCGCAGCACCCUGAGUCUCUGGAUUUCUGAGCUUGGGGAAGGCCAGCUUGCUGACUGGGCGUCGGAUGUUCUUCUCUGCCUGCAGGUUGAUUUGCUGUGUGACUCGGCUUCCAGGACGCGGCGUGACACUGCAGCUCCAGAGGAGUUCACGCCUCUUCUCCGGGGGUUUCCUGUUGCAGAUGGCUGGGCGGAGUUUCCGUUCCUCACAGACCGGGCUCACUGGACUUCUGACUUCGCGUUCAUUGCUGGGUCCCAGCCGGAGAUCCAACGUGUCCAGUUCUGGCGGGCUCCCCCCUCAGGCACGAGCUUCGCUGGACUUUCGCUCGAUGUACCAGAGUCCUGUCUCCUUGCCUCCCUUGCCUGGGCUAUACCGACUUGCCCUCAGCGGGACAUCCGCAGCCACACCAGAUGGUUACGGCUCCUCCUGUCGUGGCUUGGCUUUGCCAUCGCGCUUGCGGAGCUUGGCCGCAUCCUGCGGCCGCUGGAGAUCUGUGACUCGACUGCCGUUCGAAUUUGUGGCAAGGAUCCGAAGGCUUGGGAGCUUGGCUUCGUCAUGUCGUCCCUUCGCCUUGCAGCCAGUUCCGUCUCCAGCUUCAAGGGCCGAGGGGAGCUGCGAGCAGCGAUCGAGGACGAACGGCGGCGGGCGGAAGCCGAGGAGGCGAGGCUUCCAGAGCUCGAGGCCGAGACCGAGCAGGCCAGAGAGCGAGAGAGGCUGCGAAGACAGCUGCGGGACGUGAUAGCAAGGCGGAUGGACGCACAGAGGCGCAAUGCAGAGGAAAUCUAUUGUCGAGAAGACAUUGACGAUGCCGUUGUCAUCAGCGGAGCUGCUCGUCCACCAAGAAAGCAAUGCGCGAUACAAGCAAGCGGUGGAGAAAGCACCAAUUAUCGCGACAAGAACUCUACGGGCGAGCAUGUGUGGAGAAUCGAAGGCUUUUCCUGGGUGCCAUGUGCCCUCGAGCAACAUGGAGCAGUUCUUGGCUGGACUCCUCACUUUGUGCAUUCGAGCUUUGAACUUGGAAACGUGAGAUUCUUCUUUCGUUACAGCCCAUGGGCAAGCUACAUAUGUGAGGAGUGUAAAGGGUCUCUCGCCAUAGCUCUGUACAUAGAGCAUGACGAGUGCGAUUGCAUCGCACUUCGGUAUCGCAUCUAUGUCAAGGCUCGGAGCGGUGAGUUCGUGCAGUGGGGCGAGACGUAUGAUGUCGUCCACCACGACGGCCACCACUACGCCGCCUGGCGCGCUUAUGGCCCCGAUGUGCAUUGGCCGGGUCAUCCUCCUGCUUCACUGGGCAUCUUCGGGCUGAGCCAUGAGGAGCUGCUGCAGUCAGAGUGGGUGGUGGACGACACUUUGACCGUGAAGUUCGAGCUCGAAGUCCGUCCUGACCAGUGCGCAACGAGGCAGCCCUUGAGCCUUGCUGCAGAGAUUCCUGAGCCGACCAUCCUCAAGGACACACAGGCGCUCUUGGAGGAGGGCAUAGGUAGCGACGUGAGGUUCAUGGUGCAGGACGAAGUGAUCCAGGCGCACUCGCAGGUUCUCUGUGCAAGGUCCGAGGUGUUCAGGAAGCAGCUGACGGCAGGCAUGCAGGAGAGCCUGUCGAGAGUCAUCGUGAUCGAGGACUGCGAUGUGGGCACCUUCAAGACGUUUCUGCACUUCCUCUACACUGAUCGGUUUCCAGAGGUUAAGGACUUCAUUCCCGUGGGGACCUCGAGCAACAGCGAGGCAGAGCACGGCAGCCCCAAGGUGUCGCUGGUUCAGUCGCUUUUCAGUGUAAGCAACAAGUAUCAGGUCAUGCGGCUUCAGCUGUGGUGUGAAGCGACGCUUUCGCAUGAAAUCAGCAUCGAGCAGGUCUGUGGCAUACUCUGCCAGGCACAUCUCUUGCAGGCGAAGCAGCUGGAGAAGGCAUGUCUCUCCUUCAUCAAAGACCAUGCAACCCAGGUGCUCACGCUACCGGCCUACGCUGAUUUGGUGAAGAAGUGGCCCCAGAUCGGCCUGAAGGUGCACCUCUACACGGCGGGUGUGUCGGAAGCAGAGGCGCUGGCUGCGAUAGAUGCCCUGGAAAAGCCGCCAGAGCAGCAAUCGGAGCCAGCGACUGAGUGA